Sphenostylis stenocarpa is the source of this 1269-nucleotide messenger RNA. The record is from the annotation of a GenBank genome assembly. NCBI's taxonomy places the organism in Eukaryota, Viridiplantae, Streptophyta, Magnoliopsida, Fabales, Fabaceae.
AUGGUGUUUUCCAAGGAAGCAGGGUCAUCGUCCUAUUCCCUUCCACCGUACCCUAGAGAGGACAGUCCUCUACUGGGGAAGGCACCCCCUCUGUCCUCCAAUCUAAAGACCUUCGCCAACAUCUUCAUCUCCGUAGUUGGGGCCGGAGUCUUGGGCCUCCCUUACAGCUUCAAGCGAACGGGCUGGCUCAUGGGCCUCCUCAUGCUCUUCGUCGUCGCCUUUCUCACCUACCACUGCAUGAUGCUCCUCGUCCUCACGCGCCGCAAACUCGAAUCCGUAACGGGCUUCACCAAAGUCGCCUCUUUCGGUGACCUGGGCUUCACCAUCUGCGGCCCGCUGGGCCGCUUCGCCGUCGACUCCAUGAUCGUCCUCUCCCAAGCCGGCUUCUGCGUCGGCUACCUCAUCUUCAUCUCCACCACCCUCGCCUUCCUUACCAACAAUGAAACCACGCCGAUCUUCCUCGGUUUCACCCCCAAGGUUUGGUUCCUCUGGGCCUGCUUCCCUUUCCAAUUAGGGCUCAUUUCGGUUCGCACGUUGACUCAUUUGGCUCCAUUGAGUAUCUUCGCUGACGUUGUCGAUCUAGUUGCCAAGAGUGUUGUCUUGGUCGACGAUGUUUUUGUUUCUUUUAAGAAUAAGCCCGAAUUGAAAAUGUUCGGCGGUUUUUCUGUGUUUUUCUACGGCAUAGGUGUGGCUGUGUAUGCUUUUGAGGGGAUCGGAAUGGUUCUGCCGUUGGAAACUGAGGCCAAGGAGAAGGAGAAGUUCGGUAGGGUAUUGAGUUUGGUGAUGGGGUCGAUUUCUGUGUUGUUUGGUUUGUUUGGGGGUUUAGGUUACUUUGCGUUUGGGGAAGAAACUAAGGAUAUUAUCACCACCAAUCUGGGGCCUGGGGUGAUUAGUGUUCUGGUUCAAUUGGGGCUUUGCAUUAAUUUGUUUUUCACUUUUCCGAUUAUGAUGAAUCCUGUGAAUGAGGUGGUGGAGAGAAGGUUCUGUGGAUCUAGGUACUGCUUGUGGUUGAGAUGGUUGCUGGUGUUGGUGAUAAGCUUGGUGGCGCUUUUGGUGCCUAACUUUGCGGAUUUUUUGUCCCUGGUGGGAAGCAGUGUGUGUGUUGUUUUGAGUUUUGUGUUGCCUGCAAUGUUUCAUUUUAUAGUUUUUAAGGAGGAGUUGGGGUGGAGGUGUCUAGUUUGGGAUGGAGCAAUUGUGGUUUUUGGGUUUGUGAUUGCAGUUACUGGGACUUGCACUUCUGUAAUGGAGAUUCUUUCCCCCACAGCCUAA